AUGGCUUAUGCGAAGAGGGGAAGCUCAAGGAUGGUAAUGAUGGCCUGGAAGAACAUGUUAAACAACGGCCGCACCCCAGACUUGAUCGCGUACACCUCCAUGAUCAGAGGGCUGUGCGAGGCCGGGAUGGUGGAUGGAGGGAUGAGGCUGUUGAACGAUAUGCUGGCUCGCGGAGACGUGGAACCGGAUGCCGUCACCUAUAACGUAUUGUUUCAUGGUUUGUUGGAGGGCGGUAACCUCACCCGGGCGAUGGAUUUGCUGGGUCGGAUGUUGGAUAGGGGGUGCGAUCCGGAUCCGGUCACCUGCAACAUAUUUUUGAAAUGGUUGGUGGUGGAGGGAAAGGGGAGGGAGUUUUUGGAUGGCUUGGUGGUGAGGCUGAUCAAGAGGGGGAGGGUGGAGGGUGCUUCUGAGAUUGUGGAGGUGAUGCUGAGGAAGUGUCUGGCUCCGGAAGCAUCCACUUGGGAGAAGGUGCUGAGAGGAGUUUGUAAGAGGAAGAAGGUUUGGAGGAUUAUUGAUAGUGCUGGGUGGAGAUGUGGGGAUAAAAGUUUUGAAUAG
This is a messenger RNA of Phoenix dactylifera (date palm), 555 nucleotides long. Lineage: Eukaryota; Viridiplantae; Streptophyta; Magnoliopsida; Arecales; Arecaceae. The record is from RefSeq and is a predicted model, not a curated record.